Gossypium raimondii (Peruvian cotton) is the source of this 1294-nucleotide messenger RNA. RefSeq lists its product as uncharacterized. NCBI's taxonomy places the organism in Eukaryota, Viridiplantae, Streptophyta, Magnoliopsida, Malvales, Malvaceae. Gene Ontology annotation, biological process: ribosome assembly; translation. The transcript has 7 exons. Gene Ontology annotation, cellular component: mitochondrial large ribosomal subunit; ribosome. Gene Ontology annotation, molecular function: structural constituent of ribosome. Bases 161 to 979 code for a protein of 272 amino acids. The record is from RefSeq and is a predicted model, not a curated record.
UUCUCUCUCGCCUACAAUCCCAAAACCUGGUGUGUUUUUUAGGGUCUUAUUUCCGGUCGAGUCCACUGCCGCUUUCCCUUCAAAGCCGACUCCUCACUCUCGCUCUCGUUCUCAGCUUCAUACGCAACCAGAAAGUCCUAAAAGAGAAGAUCUUUUGAACAUGGUGGGGUGGCAGAGACAUUUACAAUGUGCACUUCGUCAAGUUGGGAGAAGAUUAGAACAUAAUUAUACUCAUUCUACCAACUAUUCUUCUGUUUCUCGCUUAAACUCCCCUGUUUUACCUCGUGAACUGCCUAGUUAUCAGAAAUUGUGGAAAUCUCCUGCUAGUAUGUCACCGCCUUUAUAUCGAUAUUUCCAGCAGUUGGGAAUUUCCACUUCAAGGAAGUUACUAGCAGGUUCAUCUGAAGAGACACCAAUUGCAUCACCAUUAACCCCUGUUUUGGCAAUAGAUAGUGGAAAGACUGAAGAGAAGAAAGUUGUUCCCAAUCGCACAAAAGUUCAAGCAGUGUUAAAGAAAAUAAAACAGAGUCCUAAGAAGGUCAACUUGGUUGCUGCAUUAGUUCGUGGUAUGCGUGUUGAGGAUGCUUUAUUACAGUUGCAAGUGACGGUAAAGCGUGCUGCUAAAACUGUCUAUCAGGUUAUUCAUUCGGCUCGAGCAAAUGCUACCCAUAAUCAUGGAUUGGACCCAGACCGUCUGCUAGUUGCUGAGGCAUUUGUCGGGAAGGGAUUAUUUUUGAAAAGAGUUUCAUAUCAUGGUAAAGGGCGAUCCGGAAUUAAAGAGAGACCCGAGUGCCGACUAACUGUUGUAGUGAGGGAAAUGACCCCUGAAGAGGAGGCUGAGUUAGCCCGACUGAGGGUAAGCAAAUUUCGCAAGCUUACUAAGCGCGAAAAACGACUUGUACCUCAUAAACUUAUCGAAACCACUCCUAUUUGGAACCGCAAAGGCAGGACUCAGGAACCAAAUGGUAUGGCUGCAUGAGAUUUCUCACCUCCGUAAAAGCUAGAAAGUUUUGAAGUGCUAAAAAGUUUGUAGUCUUUAAUUAUUUUUUCUUGGUACAUUACAAAUUGGAGUAGAGAUGAUGUUGCUAGGGUUUGAACCGUACACCUCGAGGUGCCAACAGAGACUUUUUAAUCACUUGGUCCUUUGAAUUGGCACAUAUGGGUGCUUUAAUAUAGUUUUCAGUGGCUGGAAAUGGAUUUUAAAAUGUAGAAUUUCUAUUUCAUCUUUGUCCUUUAUCCUUUAUUUCUUGAAAAAGAAGAAAAAGAGAGAAUAUAGGAAGAAUAAAUUUUUGAA